AACAGCUUGCUUUCACUUAAAUCACCUUACCAACUACUGAAAGUGCAUUGAUAUGGGUCCAUUUAAUCCAAUUAAAUUAAAUUUACAAUUUGAAUAGGUUCUUAUUGCUUAGCAGCUCUUUGCCCAUAGCUCUUGUUUAAGCUGUCCAUUUAUUUUGGAAUUGCAGAGCAACAUGGGACUAUGUAGCUAGGACAGCUUGAGUUUCGGAAAGAAAGAGAACCAUUUGUCUCACUAAGCCUGAGAAUAGUAUCGGUAUUGAUUGCUGAAUUUAAUUGAUUGCUAAUUCCAUUUAGGCACUCCUUAGAAAAUCUACUGCUCGAAUCACUUUUCAUAGUUCAAUACAUCAUUUUAGUCUUUAUGCUUGUUACUUUUUUCUCAAUAUCUGGAGAAGUGAUAUUAAGAGCAGAACAUUCUUCUCCUUCCUCCUCCUCUUCUUCCAGUGAAAAGUAAAGAGACAUGUUAAACCAACUACAAGCUUUUCAUAUUCUGAAAAAGAGUUUUAAAUAUCUUAUAUUAAGUUCACAUAAUCAGAACAUACAAUCUACGUUCAAGAUUGGCGAAUUCCUCAUAGGAAGUUAAUCUUUACUAAGCCUUUGCAAGUCAUGCUUUGAAUUUUUAUAUAAGAUGUUACUUCUGGGUUUUCUACCUUAUUAUAUGUUCCUUUUCAAAGUGUGGUUGUUUAUUGGAGGUGCUGGUAAAAUAAUGAGAGAAUUCAACUUGUGAAAACGAUUGUAACAGAUGAGUUAUUUAUCCAUUUAAUAUGUAAAUGAUAACAAUCUGGCUAAUCAAGUCCUGCCGAAGUAUAUUCUAUUUCCUUGCCUUUUUGCCUUUAUUCCUUUUAGACUAUAUAGCUCGUGCUUUGCAUCAAAGAUGAAAAUAUGCCAAGUUUGCUGUAACAUUCCAAUGUUUCUUAUGGUAAAAUGUAUAGAGUUUACAAUGGUACAAUCAUUUUAUAGAGCUAAGAAAAAUGUACGGGAACUCACUUUUGCUGAUCCAAUACAGGGCUACGCCUCUAGAGAAAGUAUCAGAUUAAAGUGAAUUCCUAAGCUCGACUUCAAGCAACGUCCAUUAGCAGUAAAACUUUGGAUAUAUAUGACUUGAUCUCAUAGAAACCAGCUUUCUAUCUACUGGGUUUUCUCCAUAUAAAUGUUGCUAUAUCCAGAGAUGAUACAUAUGCUAUAUUGCUAUUUGCAGAAAGUUCAAAGUUCAAGUCCCAAAACUGCCAAGUUUUCUGCUGCUUUAUGGGUUUCCUCUGUCUCUUCAUAUAAACAUUUAUGUAGUUGGAUAAAUGCCAUCUUGAUGUUAUUUGAUGUGUUCGACUAACCGUUUUAUAUGUUAGAUCAUUAACAAGUGAUGAUAGCAACUGUUAUAUCCACAUGUAUAUGAUAUUUGUUUUCUGAACAUGGGCUUCUUUUCACAUAUGGUCGAUCAGCAUGGAGCUAAAGAAUUUAGUGCCUCGCAUGUGUUUUUGGCUGUGAUCUAAAUGGGAAGAACUUGGAAGUUUUUAUGAAGCGACGAAAUUGAUCUAUGUGGCAGGUUCCCGCAGAUUCAUGGGAGGAAAACAAUCGAUCAACUAACUUCCAAGUUCUAUAUUAUUAAAUGCAGGGAUCUUCUUUGUCUUUUUCGCAGUUUUACUUAUUAUAGCAAAUGCUGUACAGUACUUAUAAACCAACCCCUCCCUUGAGCUCUAGAACCCUCGCAGGACUUUUGCCUCUAUCGCACCUCAUGGCAGCUUCUUCCUCCGACCGAAGCCACUACAGGUGCUGCUUUGAUACCUGGCUCACCGUACAAAGGCAAGACCUUGAAGAGCUCCUCCAUGGAGCUGCCUCCUACCCCGACGACCCCAAGAAGCUCCACGCCCUUGUCGAGAAGAACGUCCAGCACUUCGAAGAGUACAGAGAAAACCGUUCCAUGCUUGCCCAGCAGGAUGCCCCCGCCUUCCUGUGCCUGGCUUGGUGCAACACCCUGGAGAACUCGCUCCUCUGGAUUGGCGGUUGCAGGCCUAGCCUGGCUAUCAGGCUUGUUUACUCCUUAUGUGGCUCCGAGCUUGAUGCUCGUCUUGAUCAGUACCUUUCGGGCGAGAGGAAGGGCACGAUCAGUGAAGUUUCGGGCACCCAGUUGAAUCAGAUCAACAGCCUGCACAUGAAGAUUCUGAGAGAGGAAGAGCGGCUCACUUCCCGAAUGGCGAGCCUGCAGGAGGACAUAGUGGAUGAGCCGCUGGCCUCGAUUGCUAAGGAGUUGAGCCAUGUUGGGGAGCCGAGUGAGACGGCUGACAAGGUCCUGGAGGGCCACGCGUUGACCCUGGGACGGAUGCUGCUGGAAGCCGAUAACCUUAGGCUGAGUACCUUGAAGAGGCUGGUGGAGAUUCUAACAACACUGCAGGCCGUGGACCUGUUGGCCUCCUCCAAGAAGCUCCAUCUUUCAUUGCACGAGUGGGGAAAGAGGUGGAAUCGGGGAAGGUCUCCUGAUCAAGGAGAGGAAAGAGGUGGGAUCGGGGAGGUGGGAGGUCUCUUGAUCAAAGGAGAAAGAGGUCGGGCCAGUGAAGGGGGAAGGGGAAGGUCUCUUGAGCGAGGAGGUAUUUAACUCAUCUAUCGUACCACAUCAUGUUGCAUGGACAAGUGAGGAGCCUAGUCGUGUAUAGUAUAGCAACCGUCUCAUUGGUUGGCUGCACCACAUGGCAGGUUCAACGGAUACAUGAAAUGCUUGAAUACCCGAAAACAAAAAUUCAGACACCCGUCAAGCGCUCUUCUAGCGAAAUAUAUAUAUGUUCAUAUUUGCAGUUUGGUUAAGAGUUCUCUUUAUAUAAUAACUUGCAAGGAAAUAAGGAAGAAAAAAGAAAGUAAAGUAUGGUAAUAGUUCGGAAGAGGUUUGUGUUCUCA
This is a messenger RNA of Punica granatum (pomegranate), 2879 nucleotides long. The record is from RefSeq and is a predicted model, not a curated record. NCBI's taxonomy places the organism in Eukaryota, Viridiplantae, Streptophyta, Magnoliopsida, Myrtales, Lythraceae.